AUGACUCAAAUGUCAAUGUCAACAGUUGCCGAUCAAAAUUUUCCGGCAAUCGGCAUUGGUUUUGGUUUGGUAUUUUAUUGAUAUUUGAUUGGAUUUUAUUAUAUUAAAUUAAAAUGCAUAAAACCGGCGCUACGCGUUAUCAAAAGUUCCAGAAAGCUGAAAAGGCUAAAACAAAAUUAAAGGGGAAAAAAGACAAGGAGUUACCGAAGGGAACUAAUGUCACGAAGACAAACUUUAAGGUUAAGAAGAUAAUAAUUAAAGAACAGCUAAAGAAGCAUGCUCAAACGGAAGCUUUGUCAACCCGAAAACUUAAUGUUAAAGAGCUUUUGUCGCGACUCAAUCAUUUUAAUACAAACUCUCGUACUGAUGCUCUUGACGGUUUGAAGGAACUUAUAACUUUGCACCCUGAGGUUUUGGAGCAGAAUUUAGGACAACUUGUUCAAGGCGUUGCUACAUUGAUUCUAAAUAUAGAAAGAAAGGUUCGACAGGAAGCUCUGAAAGUCCUUCAUUUAAUACUUAGUAAUGUAUCUGCUGAGAAGGUAGAACCAUUUUUUGAUAUAAUGUCAACAUACCUGAGGAGUUCUAUGACACACAUUGAUGCGAGGAUUCAAGAAGACUCACUGUUGUUUCUUGACAUCCUUCUUUUGUGUGCACCUUUAAGAAUAGCACAAGAUUUUCACAGAAUUAUACCAAAUUUUUUGGAUAUGAUAUCCAAAUUGAGAGUGGACUCUAAGCCAGAUAGAACUUUGACAGUCAAUUUAAAUAAUCAAAACACAAGUGCAAAAUGGCGUGUGAAAGUAUUUCAAAGGUUACAAGAAUUUUUACAAAAGUAUGCAGCAUAUAAGAAUAUUGAAAGUUCAGAUAAGAAUAAAUCUAGCAACAUCACUAUUUUUGAUAGUAAUGAAUUUAAUCGUUAUUCUCUUUUUGAUCCAAUCAAUACAGCAAACUGCACAGUUUCAUGUUUCAGUGGGAAAAAUUCUGAUAUUGAGUAUCAGAUUGAUGAGAUAGAAAAAUUUAAUGAAUACACUGAAACUCUCAUUCCUUUAUUAUUUGAAACGUGGUUUGAGGCAUGUCCCAGCAGUAAAUCAGAUGGAAGUUUUGAAACAGUUAUCAGUGAGGAGACAGGCCAACUACUUAAACACAUCCUACAAACGCUAACAUUACUAAAAAAGCUGCUAAAGUACUACAAUACAAAGUGUCCUAGUUCUCAUAUAGAAAAGUUAUUGUUUCAAAAAUACAAAUCAAGUUUUAGCCAACAUUUCAUGUCAUCAUUCCCUUAUGUUACAAAUGUAAGAUCAAGGCCAACUCAAGUGACUGCAUCUGGUAUGGAUUCCACAGACCCCAAGUUAAUAGCAGAAAACUUAGAAUUAUGCCAGCUUUUCAUUGCAUUUAAUCCUCAUGUAAAUCUAAAAAACCAGAGCCGUGAGAUUGGCGUUGUUUUAGGGUAUAUAGAAAAGAUCUUUAAUCAAAACAAUGAUAGUAGAAUAAAUGGGAUCAUAAUUAGCAUAUUAAACAUGCUAUUCUCUUAUGAAAUUACUGGAUGGACGAGAACAAUAACAGUUUUGGAUGCUCUGUUUAGAAAAAUUAUCUGGACUUACUUCAACAAGAGUAUGUCAGAUACCUUGAAGCAUGAUCUUUUUGCAUUAUUGUGCAAAAUAACAUUGAAUGAAAAACUGUCACACUUUCACUCCAAUGACGCUUUUGAUAUGUGGCUUGCGAGCUUGCCUGAUAUAUUAUUGAGUGAAAAAUUAACAAUUCAAACUGUUAAUAUCCUGCACCAGUUUGCCGUAACUCGCAAUGGUAUUUUCAAUUCAAUCUUAAAACCAAAAUUGCUGGCGAUUAUAACAAAUCUUCCCAAACUUGUAAUAUCAGAUUCGGAUGGUGAUCCAGGUUGUUAUUACAGACUGUUAUCUAUAUUAUAUUGGAUCAGAGUUUGGGAUACAGACUCAUUGAAUUUAUUAGAGAAUCAAUUAAUGGAAAAUGCUUACAAACAAGAUCAUAUAAAGUAUAUAUUUGAUACUUUGAGGUUAAAAAGUGGUGGUAUAUUGUGAAGGGCAGAAAAUUAAACACAUUUAUAAAA
Molecule: messenger RNA, 2080 nt
Organism: Bicyclus anynana (squinting bush brown)
Lineage: Eukaryota; Metazoa; Arthropoda; Insecta; Lepidoptera; Nymphalidae
Product: testis-expressed protein 10
Exons: 2
Coding region: 114-2051 (645 amino acids)
Cellular component (GO): MLL1 complex; nucleus
Source: RefSeq, a predicted model, not a curated record